AUGGGUUCUAUUGCAGGAAAUGAUAAGCCCCAUGCUGUAUGCAUACCAUAUCCAGCACAAGGUCACAUAAACCCUAUGCUCAAACUCGCCAAGCUUCUUCACCACCAAGGAUUCUACAUAACCUUUGUUAACACAGAGUUCAAUCACAAACGCUUGCUCAAGUCCCGUGGCCCCACCGCCCUUGACGGGCUGCCGGAAUUCAGAUUUGAGACUAUUCCCGAUGGCCUCCCGCCAUCUGAUGCCGACGCCACUCAAGAUAUCCCAUCACUAUGUGAAUCUACAACUAAAACUUGCUUGGCCCCUUUCUGCAGCCUGCUGGCGAAGCUCAACAACGCUGCACCGGAGAUGCCUCCCGUGACCUGCAUAGUGUCUGAUGGCGUCAUGAGCUUCACUCUCAAGGCGGCUGAACAAUUUGGACUUCCGGAAGUGCUGUUCUGGACUACGAGUGCUUGUGGUUUCUUGGGUUACACGCAGUAUCCCCAUCUUAUCGAAAGAGGCUACACUCCUUUGAAAGAAAUGAGCCAGGUAAUGAAUGGUUAUUUGGAAACAACCAUUGAUUGGAUUCCAGGAAUGAAGGAUAUCAGAUUGAGGGAUCUUCCUUCCUUUCUUAGAGCAACAGAUUCAAAUGACUUCAUGCUUAAUUUCGUGUUACAAGAAAUUGAGGCCGUUUCCAAAGCCAGAGCAAUAAUAUUGAACACUUUCGAUGCCUUAGAGAACGAUGUUUUGGAUGCACUCUCAUCUAUAAACCCGGUCAUUUACUCAGUUGGUCCUCUGCAACUGAUGAUGAAUCACAUUCAGAAUGAAAAGCACACAUUGACCAGCUCAAGUCUGUGGAAGGAAGACUUAGAAUGUAUUAAAUGGCUGGACAAAAAAGAACCCAAUUCAGUAGUAUAUGUGAAUUUUGGGAGCAUCACUGUGGUAACAGCGCAGCAGCUAACUGAAUUUGCAUGGGGACUUGCCAAUAGUAACAAGUCAUUUUUGUGGAUAAUCAGGCCUGAUUUAGUUGCCGGUGAUUCAUCAAUGUUGCCACCAGAAUUUGUGACGGAGACGGAAGAUAGAAGCAUGUUGAUUAGCUGGUGCCCGCAAGAAGAAGUUCUGAAACACCCAGCAAUCGGAGGGUUCUUGACACACAGCGGGUGGAAUUCAACUUUAGAAAGUAUAGUAGCUGGAGUGCCUGUGAUCUGCUGGCCUUUCUUUGCUGAGCAACAAACAAAUUGCAGGUACUGUUGUGUGGAAUGGGGUACGGGAAUGGAAAUAGACAAUAAUGUGAAGCGAGACGAGGUGGAGGAGCUUGUGAAAGAACUUAUGGAUGGUGAGAAAGGGAAGAAAAUGAAAGAGAAAGCUAUGGAGUGGAAGAAAAAAGCAGAAGAGGCAACUUCUCCUGGUGGCUCUUCCUUCACGAGCUUUGAAAAACUGGUUAAACUUCUACAAUAA
This is a messenger RNA of Fraxinus pennsylvanica, 1434 nucleotides long. Lineage: Eukaryota; Viridiplantae; Streptophyta; Magnoliopsida; Lamiales; Oleaceae. The record is from the annotation of a GenBank genome assembly.